AUGGCCGCCGCUCUCACCCUCCAGUCCAAGCAGAAGCUUCCCAACGGCUACGAAAUCCCCGUGCUGGGAUAUGGUGCCGAGGAGGUCGUUAUUGAGGCCUUGAAGGUUGGCUACCGCCAUAUCGACUCGGCCGCCUCGUACAAGAAUGAGGCAGGCUGCGGAAGCGCCAUUCACAAGACCAAGGACGUCCCUCGGUCCGAGAUCUUCUUCACCUCCAAGGUCCGCCAUAUCAACUAUGAUGGUGCCAAGACCCAGGUUGAGAAGACCCUCAACGAGACCGGUCUCGAUUACAUUGACCUGAUGUUGCUUCACUGCCCUUACGGCGGUUCCCAAGGUCGCAAGGGCGCCUGGAAGGCUCUUGUCGAGGCUCAGGAGGCCGGAAAAGUCCGGUCCAUCGGCGUCAGCAACUACGGCGUGCACCACCUUGACGAGCUUGAGACGCACAUCAAGGAGCUGGAGGCGGAGCGUGGGGCCGGCAAGGGUGGCGUCAUCGCCGUCGCACAAUACGAGAUUCACCCGUGGUGCGCGAGAAACGACAUUGUCCAGUGGCUCCAGAAGCGCAACGUCGCCAUCGAGGCAUACAGCCCGCUGGUCAGGGGAGAGCGAUGGGGCGAAAAGAACCUCAAGGCCCUCGCCGACAAGCACGGCAAGUCCGAGGCUCAGGUCCUGCUGCGAUGGAGUCUGCAAAAGGGAUACAUCCCCCUGCCCAAGAGCGUCACCCCCGCGAGAAUCCUGGCCAACACCGAGGUCUACGACUUUGAGCUGUCGGACGAGGAUAUGAAGUCGCUCGAGACGGACGAGUACGCGCCAGUCUGUUGGGACCCGACUGUCAGCCCCUUGGACGGACCCCAGGAUGGUUGA
Colletotrichum chrysophilum is the source of this 861-nucleotide messenger RNA. RefSeq lists its product as uncharacterized. Gene Ontology annotation, molecular function: oxidoreductase activity. The coding region runs from base 1 to 861 and encodes 286 amino acids. NCBI's taxonomy places the organism in Eukaryota, Fungi, Ascomycota, Sordariomycetes, Glomerellales, Glomerellaceae. The transcript has 3 exons. The record is from RefSeq and is a predicted model, not a curated record.